Colletotrichum orchidophilum is the source of this 3132-nucleotide messenger RNA. RefSeq lists its product as uncharacterized. The record is from RefSeq and is a predicted model, not a curated record. The coding region runs from base 1 to 3132 and encodes 1043 amino acids. The transcript has a single exon. Gene Ontology annotation, molecular function: protein binding. Lineage: Eukaryota; Fungi; Ascomycota; Sordariomycetes; Glomerellales; Glomerellaceae.
AUGUGGCUUGUUGACACUGAAAGCCUCAAGCUCGUCGAGGUGCAGGGCGACCCCCAGGAGGAGUAUGUUAUUUUGUCUCACACCUGGGGCAGCGAUGAAGUGACGUUCCAAAGCUUCCAAGCUCUUGGUUUGGCUUCCGAUGCGGCAUCCAGUCCAGGGGUCGCGGACUCCGCGGACCAGAUCCGCUCCACCCGCGGCUUCCGCAAGAUACAAGAUGCAGCAAACCUGGUCAAGAGUCAUGGCCACCGCUACCUUUGGGCCGACACCUGCUGCAUCGACAAGACCAGCAGCGCCGAGUUGUCAGAAUCCAUCAACUCCAUGUACCGCUGGUACGAGAAGGCCGUCAUCUGUUACGCUUUUCUCUCCGACGUGGAGCCCGUCUCUGUGGAGAGCCCGUUUGACAAGGAUUCGAGUUUCCAAAAAAGCCGAUGGUUUACCAGAGGAUGGACGUUGCAAGAGCUCAUUGCGCCAAGAACUGUCGAAUUCUAUGCCGGCGACUGGUCCUAUGUGAACACGAAGCAGUCGAGAAAUGACUUUUGUCAACUGCUUGCCAGGAUUACAGGCAUCGAUGAGCAGGUGCUCUCUGGCACAUCCUUUCUGAGCGACAUUAGCGUCGCGAACAAGAUGCGAUGGGCCGGGCAUCGGGAGACGACGCGACCAGAGGACAAGGCGUACUGCCUGAUGGGACUGUUCAAAGUGAAUAUGCCCCUGCUAUACGGCGAGGGUGAUCGAGCAUUCACCCGUCUGCAAGAGGAGAUCCUCAAGGAGACCGAUGAUCAGUCUUUGUUUCUGUGGGGAAUGCCGGCGGACGUUCGCCCUGACUCGGACGACCUUUUUGGGUUGCUUGCGAAUUCCCCAAGCUCGUUUUCAAUGGUGGACUUUGAUUAUGUGCGACCUUUGCCUCCAUCAGAGUCACAAGAUAGUACUCCAACCAGUGUUACCAACCAGGGGCUCCGAACGAGCAUUCUUCUUAUUCCACUUCGGCCGGGUGGGGAUGAGUAUUACGCCCUCUUGGACUGCAUAGUCUCCAAACCUGAAUCUGCGAGCGAAGAGCUGAGCCCUUGCAUCAUUCUACAACGGCUGUGGAGUGACCAAUUCGCAAGAGUUCCUUCCGAAGAGGGCUCCGUUAUCUUGUUCCCUCAGGACCAUUUCGAUGACGCUGAAGGAACGUAUGAGAACAUUUACGUCAGGCAGAAUCCGUUUUACGCUUUGCCUGAACUAAGCGUGAAAACGAGGCUUCGUCCCAGUUCAAAGGACCCGGUUUCACAUUUGGCUUUCGCCAUUCAUGAGGCAUUUCCACCCGAAAGGUGGGAUACCAUCCUGUCCGUGAUUCGGACCAAAGAGCCGCAAUCGAAUCGCACUAUGGUCGUUUUGCGAUUCGAGUCCCUCGAGCGGAGCCCAAGAUCAGUUGUUGAUGUUGCUAUUGGGCUUCGUCGAGUCAGGAGACGAUGGGAAGUGUGCUACGAAAAACAUCCUUAUACCGGUAACAGUCUUGAGUCCGUCUACUUGGAGUUUCCCGAGAUUACCACUGCCUCGGACGGUGCAUCAUACCAAAACUCUAAAGGCUUGGGUUUCAUUACUAUAGAGGCCAAGGAGUCCCAAAAACGAGGCCGACGUUUCAUUCAACUGGAGGUUUCCGGUACCUCUGAACUCCUGUCUGUUCCAGACGAGGGGGGGCCACUAUCAAAUAUUACCAACAAGUCUCCACAGAGGCUGGAGCCUGUUGCAGUGUUUGAUGAGGUCGGCGCAGUCACGCGUUCCUGUUGCUAUCUCGACAGGUUCUCGCUGAUGUUGUCCCCAGCCGUUCCAUUCCAGGACGGGGUCAGAACCAAGCUGGCAAGCAACAUCUCUGCUCGAUUUGUAAACGAGCUCUCUGCUAUCAAGAUUGAACCAAGCAAGCCCUAUGCCGACUUGAUUCGAGCCGUUCGAGCACGAUAUGAUAGAGACGUUCCGCCUCUAGUGAGACAGCGCAGAGGUGUUCUUGAGCUGCCGACAGAGGAAUUUGACGACUUCAGAGCAAUUCACUGGGCUGCAGCUUUCGGUUCGUUAUCGAUGCUCAAGACGUUGAUGAAGCUAGGUGCGGAUACCACAAGCCGAACUCGAAGCGGCUACAUGGCUAUCCACCUAGCGGUACUAAAUGGCCACUUCAAUCUUGCUGCCUAUCUCCUAGAAGAAGAAAGAGAGUCAAAUCUCAAGAUCACCAGACCUGACAUUCUGCAAGGGAUCAUAUCCGGGGCCUCGCAAGCGUAUCACUACAUCGAGUUUGCCUCUGGGACCGAUCCCGACAUUCUACACAAGUUCACAACAAAGAGGCUCGAAACUGUCCUUCACCUCUUCUCCGCCUAUGCGCCUUCCGGACUGGCAAAUCCCAGAAUACGAAAAAUCAUUGACCUCAUCAAAGAAGACUUUCUUGGAUCGCAUUCGUUCCCACACACCAAUGACUUGGGCGAACUCCCACUACAUCGGGCAGCAGCCACUGGCAACAUGCAGAUGGUAGACGCAUUAACCAGACUGAUGGGAACGAACAAGCACAUUGAUGCCAGGGAUAAUGCAGGACGAUCGGUUCUCUUCCACGCCGCGUGCGGGGGCAGUAAUGAAGUCAUCCGUGGCCUCGCCGACUUGGGUGCUUUGAUCGACGCGGCCGAUGACUACGGUCGGAGCCCGUUGCAUGCCGCCGUGAUGGCCGAUCAACCAGCAGCCGCCAACGCCCUCCUCGCGCUGGGUGCAAAAGCCGACAACGUCACCCAUGCAUUUGGGUUGACCCCCUUGCACUUUGCAUGUCUCUAUGGGUCCCUCGGCUGCGUACAGGAGCUGCUGAAGAGUGACGGGUCCGGACCGGCGGAUAUGAAUCGGUGGACGACCGUGGAAUACGCCUCCUUCCAACCGCUGCAUUUAGCUGUGGCCAACGGUCAUGUUGAGAUUGUAACUUGGCUUGUGAGGUUAGGAUGUGAUCUCGAGGGACGCUGCGAUGGCUUUUUGAAGAUUGAGAGAACCGAUAAUGCCGACGGCAAGAUAGGGAGGUUGGUUGGACUAGAAUCUCCUUUGACAGCCCUCAACCUGGCCAUCGUGCUUGGCAAGAAGGACAUGCUGCCACAGCUACAGCAGAAGGACCCAGCGAGACGGUACGAAUAG